CCCAUUUGCUUAGAGGCCCUUGGAGGAGGAGGAGAGAGAACCUCUUGCAGAACCCAGGCUCGUCCCCAGUGCUCAGGGUCCCGCCCGACGGCUGUCCCCCAGGCCCAGCCAGAGCCAUGGAUAAAUUUCGCAUGCUCUUCCAGCACUUCCAGUCCAGCUCAGAGUCGGUGAUGAAUGGCAUCUGCCUGCUGCUGGCCGCGGUCACCAUCAAGCUGUACUCGUCCUUUGACUUCAACUGCCCCUGCCUGGCACGCUACAACGCCAUCUACGGCCUGGGCCUGCUGCUGGCGCCCCCACUCGCCCUGUUCCUCUGCGGCCUCCUUGCCAACCGGCAGUCCGUGGUGAUGGUCGAGGAGUGGCGCCGGCCCUCGGGGCACCGGAGGAAGGACCCUGGCAUAAUCAGGUACAUGUGCUUCUCUGUGCUGCAGAGGGCACUGGCCGCCCCCCUGGUCUGGAUCCUGCUGGCCCUCCUUGAUGGGAAGUGCUUCGUGUGUGCCUUCAGCAGCUCUGUGGACCCUGAGAAGUUUCUAGACUUUGCCAACAUGACCCCCAGCCAGGUACAGCUCUUCCUGGCCAAGGUACCCUGCAAAGAGGAUGAGCUGGUCAGGGACAGCUCUGCUCGGAAGGCAGUGUCGCGCUACCUGCGGUGCCUAUCACAGGCCAUCGGCUGGAGCAUCACGCUGCUGCUGAUCGUGGGCGCCUUCCUGGCCCGCUGCCUGAGGCCCUGCUUCGACCAGACCGUCUUCCUGCAGCGCAGGUACUGGAGCAACUACGUGGACCUGGAGCAGAAGCUCUUCGACGAGACGUGCUGUGAGCACGCACGGGACUUCGCGCACCGCUGCGUGCUGCACUUCUUCACCAGCAUGCGGAGCGAGCUGCGGGCGCGCGGGCUGCGCCGGGACGCUGCGGGCGGGGACCCCGCGCCGCUCGACCCCCUCGAGCCCCCAGAACCCACGGAGGGCCUGGACAGUGGGAGCGGGAAGGCCCACCUGCGCGCCAUCUCCAGCCGGGAGCAGGUGGACCGCCUCCUGAGCACCUGGUACUCCAGCAAACCGCCACUCGACCUUGCGGCCUCCCCUGGGCUCUGGGGGGGUGGCCUCAGCCACCGCGCCCCCACCGUGGCCCCUGGCACCAGGCUGUCCCAGCACACCGACGUGUAGGGACCCCGCCCCUCUAACAAGAGUCCAGGGGAUUUCCAGGCCGUGGGGGCUCGAGGCAGGCAGCCUCAGCCUUGCGGCCUCCUUCCUAAAAUAGCCCAAUCUCUACCGAGGUUCCAGCGUGGCCUCAGGUGUGCUUCACAAGCUAGCGAGGACCCAGUUCCCAUGCGGGGCACCCAGGACUGGGUCUGAGAUUCUGCAUUUUUAACAAGCUCGUGGUGAUACCGACUGGUGUUUGGUUGGCAGGCCACACUUUUUGAGUACGGGAGUCUAAACAGAUCUGCCUAGGUUCUGGGCCCUAGAUGUCAAUUCUAAAUAAUAAUAGCAAGGUAUGCUUAUAGUGUGCUUGCUGUGGUGUCAGGUAUUGUUCCAACUUCUCUAUGCAUAUUAACUCAUUGUUGAAGUAGGUAUGAUGAUCAGCCCCAUUUUUUAGAAGAAAAAACUGAGUUUAAGUUGCCUAAGUUCCCCGUGUCAUUUAAUCCCAGGAGGCCUGGCUCUCACUCUGAGCUACCACAUUAGUCUGCUGUCUAGAUAAUUUUGUUUGUGUUUGUUUUUA
This is a messenger RNA of Microcebus murinus (gray mouse lemur), 1713 nucleotides long. RefSeq names its product calcium homeostasis modulator 3 (gene CALHM3). The record is from RefSeq and is a predicted model, not a curated record. Gene Ontology annotation, cellular component: plasma membrane. NCBI's taxonomy places the organism in Eukaryota, Metazoa, Chordata, Mammalia, Primates, Cheirogaleidae. Gene Ontology annotation, molecular function: monoatomic cation channel activity.